This is a messenger RNA of Dama dama (fallow deer), 3016 nucleotides long. It is a transcript of the gene ADAM8, whose product is annotated as ADAM metallopeptidase domain 8. The record is from RefSeq and is a predicted model, not a curated record. Gene Ontology annotation, molecular function: cell adhesion molecule binding; metalloendopeptidase activity. The coding region runs from base 134 to 2620 and encodes 828 amino acids. Gene Ontology annotation, biological process: positive regulation of membrane protein ectodomain proteolysis; inflammatory response; positive regulation of cellular extravasation. The transcript has 24 exons. NCBI's taxonomy places the organism in Eukaryota, Metazoa, Chordata, Mammalia, Artiodactyla, Cervidae.
UCCAGCGCAAGACGAACCUCAGUGUAGGCGCAGCCGUGGCGGUACCUGUUCUCACCGCCCUUCCCGGACCCCGGAUACCUGCGCUCGGGCCCCCGAAGGCCGGCUCGCACCCCACGCCCACCGGACCCCCGCCAUGCGCGGCCUCGGGCUCCUGCUGCUCGCCGCGCUGGGGCUGCGGGAGGUCGCCCCGGGGGCCGCCCUGCCCCACGUGGAGCAGUACGAGGUGGUGCAGCCCCGGCGCCUGCCUGCACCCCGCGCUCGGCGGGAUCUGCCCUCCCGCCUGGGCCUGUACCCAGAGAGUGUGAGCUAUGUCCUGGGGGCCCGGGGGCACACCUUCACCCUGCAUCUUCGGAAGAACAGGGACCUGGUGGGCUCGGGCUACGCGGAGACCUACACGGCCGCCAACGGCUCCCAGGUGACAGAGCAGCUGCAGAGGCAGGACCACUGCUUCUACCAGGGCCACGUGGAGGGGCACCCACACUCGGCCGCCAGCCUCAGCACCUGUGCUGGCCUCAGGGGCUUCUUCCAGGCAGGCCCCGCUGUCCGCCUGAUCGAGCCCCUGGCGGGGGCCGGGGAGGAAGAGCCACACGCCCUGUACCUGGCGCAGCACCUGCAGCAGGAGGCUGGCACCUGCGGUGUCAACGACAGCAGCUUGGAGAGCAUCCUGGGGCCGCGGGUGUCUGCAGCCUUCAGACCCCGGUGGUCAGAACCCAGAGAGACCCGCUAUGUGGAGCUGUUUGUGGUCACGGACAGCACGGAGUUCCAGCGGUUUGGGAGCAGAGAGGCCGUGCGUCAGCGGGUGCUGGAGGUGGUCAACCACGUGGACAAGCUCUAUCAGGAGCUCAAUUUCCGCGUGGUGCUCGUGGGCCUGGAGAUGUGGAAUGGUGGGGACAAAAUUCAGGUCAGCUCCCAGCCCGACGCCACACUGGACAGCUUCCUGGCCUGGAGGGCCCGAGAGCUGGUGGGCCGGCAGGCGCACGACAACGUGCAGCUCAUCACCGGGGUCGACUUCACCGGGACCACCGUGGGACUGGCCAAGGUGUCUGCCAUGUGCUCCCAGGGCUCGGGGGCUGUAAACCAGGACCACAGCCCGAAUCCCAUCGGUGUGGCGAGCACCAUGGCCCACGAGAUGGGCCACAACCUGGGCAUGGACCACGACGAGAAUGUCGCCGGCUGCUACUGCCCGGUGCCGCGGGAGGGCGGCGGCUGCGUGAUGGCGGCCAGCAUCGGCUCCCAGUACCCCAGGAAGUUCAGUCAGUGCAGCCGGGCCGACCUGGAGACGUUCGUGGAGAAGCCCCGCACGGGCUGCCUGGUGGACACCCCGGACCUUGACCGGCUGGUGGGCGGCCCUGUGUGCGGAAACGGGUUCCUGGAGCGCGGGGAGCAGUGUGACUGUGGCCGUCCCGAGGACUGUCAGAAUCGCUGCUGCAACGCCAGCACAUGCCUUCUGGCCAAGGGGGCCGAGUGCGCCCACGGCGCCUGCUGCCACGAGUGCAGGGUGAAGCCAGCUGGAGAGCCGUGCCGCCCCGCGAAGGACCAGUGUGACCUCGGCGAGCACUGUGAUGGCCGGUGGCCCACAUGCCCCGAGGACGCCUUCAGGGAGAACGGCACCCCCUGCCCGGGGGGCUACUGCUACAACGGGGCCUGCCCGACGCUGGCCCGGCGCUGCCAGGACUUGUGGGGGCCAGGCUCGCGGGUGGCCGUGGAGACUUGCUUCCGCUACGGCAUCUCCGAAGGCUGUCGGGCUGGGGUCCCCCUGCAGUCCGGCAGGGUCAACAGGUGUGGCACUCUCUUCUGCGAGGGGGGGCAGGAGCCCCCGGAACGCGGAUACUGCAUCCUCACCACCUCGUCGGGCAUUUGCCGGGCUGUCGUCCAGGACGGCAGCACCGCGUACGAGCCGGUGCCCAAGGGCACCAAGUGCGGCGAGGAGCAGGUUUGCUGGGACGGCUUCUGCCAGGACCUGCACGUGUACAGAUCCAGGAACUGCUCCGCUCGGUGCAACGGCCAUGGGGAGUGCAACCACAAGGGCCAGUGCCACUGCCACCCGGGCUGGGCCCCGCCCUACUGCGCAGAGCCACCGUCCGACACGCACGCAGCCCCUGGGAGCCUCCGAACGCGUGUGCUGGCGGGCGUGGGCACCCUGGUGGUGCUGGUGCUGAUCCUGGUGGGCGUUCUCAUCUACCGCAAGGCCCGGAGCCCAGUCCGAAGGAGGAACGUGGCACCCAAGUCGGCCUUGGGGCUCUCCAACCCCCUGUUCCAGGAAGGGCUCAGCAAACCUGCGGAAGGCGGGGCUCAGGCUCCCCCCGGCGGCUCCCUAGAGCCGGCCCCUUCCUCCCAGCCCCCCAAGCCCACAGCUUCCUCAGUGACCCCUAAGCGCCCACCCCCUGCUCCUCCAGCUGCCAUGGCCAGCCCACCGUCCCCUCUUCCUGUGUACCCCCCGCAGGCCCUGGGCCAGCAGCUCAGACCUGCUCCUCCCGCCAAGCCCCUUCCGGUGCUGAAGCCAAAGCAGGUCAUCAAGCCGACCUGCGCUCCCCCGAUUCCACCCGUCAAGCCUGGAGUGAGAGGGGCCCAGCCUGGACCCACUCAGGUUGCUCUGAAACCUCCUGUCCAGAGGAGGUGAUAGGGCCCAAGCUCAAAGCACCCUGAGUGGUGUGGUCUUGUGACCUCGCCAGCAGCAGCGACACAUGCAGCCACCUGGCCCCAGGCCCUCCACCCUCUCAGGGGCUGAGUCCUCUCUGAACUGUCCUAAGAGAAGAGCCAGCUCCUCAGGGCCAAGACCACUCUUCCGUGUCUCAAGGUCACAGCCUAGCGCCUCCGGACCCGGGACUCCCUGGCUGGGCCCAGGACUCCCAGCUGGGCCAUCGGCUGCUGUCCUGACCUGGGGAAGGAGGUUGGGGGAGGCCAGCCCCUCAACUGCAUGUGUCUUCAGACCGCCACUGGUGUCUUAUCUGGUACCUGAAAACCUCAGGUGCACAUUUAGCAGGGCUCAAAAAUUUAAUAAAAUGUUUAUAUUUUA